UGCCGCUGUGUUGGCCCAUGACACUAAUCUAGUGAGACAGACGCACUAUUUCUCUGCCACCUAGCUGACCGGUGCGUGUCUGGCUGAGAAACUAUAUUUCACUAAAAAGUCAGGACAUGGUCUUUCGAACGCUUAAACAAUGUCACACCAGACAUUAACGAGGGAAGUGAUUCAUGUGGUGGAUAGAACCAGGAGCAAAUGCAUCAGACACUAAUCCAGCGUGACCGGUGUACUGCCCACUGUCCCUCCAGACUGACCGGGAUAUGACAAGUAGGAGACCAUAUCUCACUAGAAGUUAAAAACAAGGAGUUAAGAAAACUGACGUGAAACAACACACUGGACAUUGGCCACGAGGAUGAUUAAUCUAGUGGACUUAGCUGGAUCAACCUGCCAGAUUGUUUGUGGCCGGUAUGACGUUUAAGAGAGGGGGGGUACGCUGGUUAAAAAGGCAACCAGGCCCCACUCUCAAGCAGAACCCAACUGACUCUCACAGACGACGCUACUGCCAGCUGAGAGGGACUCUCUGCCUGCCUCUACCUACAGCUGUUUGGACCCAGCCGGGACCAUGCUGACCAGACCAGCCCUGUGGACUCUGUGAUGGGACUGUGACUGAAAUAAAUAUUUCAAUUCCUUGCAAACCUUUUGUUGUCGCCUGUUUUACUUUGUUACAAGUAAAGGCGAUGCUCAGGGUUCUUUAACUGGUGCCGAGACCAGGAUAUCCAUUGGAAACGAACUUUCGAGGAGGAAAAAGCUACGUGGAGACUGGCCCGACGAGAAAACGAAAAACACUAUGGGUGUCCUAAUUCUUUUAGUAUAUGUGGGUUUAGCCAGUGGUGCCAUGAUGUUCGAAAACAUCAUAUUUCAGAAAUUGAAUGACGUAACGACCACCAGGUCUAAGUGGUUAGUCACCUUUGUUAUAGACUUAAAACCUUACCAGUCGUAUUUAACCAAAUGUCAGACUGACAUCAAUGAUGUGGCAUUGAUUAUCCAUAAGGUAAUUAACAAGAACUAUAGUGCUACUUAUUCUGGAAUAGAAAGCAUGUUCGUGAAACUAGAUCAGGAGAUAGAUAACUUAAACAUCACCUUGAAUAAUCUUCGUGAAAAUUUCUUAGAAUAUCAUCACCUGUCGAGGCCUAAAAGGUCGCUCUUACUCUUUGUUGGUAAAGCAUUAAGUUUCCUUUUUGGCACCGUUUCAGAUGAAGACCUUGAAAGUAUCAAAAGAAAUGUACAUAAUUUAGCUACGAACCAAGCUCGUUUAGCACAUGUAGUACAGGAAGGGUUAACUAUUCUGAAUGUAUCCAGAGUCCAAAUCGGAGAAAAUAGACAUGCCAUUAACGAAAUCGUAGAUAGCUUACAACAAAUCGACAACACGAUCCAGAAUGUUACCGACCAUUUUCAAGUACGCAUUGAUAACAUGGAGUGGGCUGUAAAGACUUAUUUACAAAUAGAACUAGUAAUAGAGGAACUAAGACAAACGAUAGAAACCCUUACAAACUAUUUGGAACACCUUCAUUUGCAAUUGAAUAUGCUAUCUCUGGGCCAUAUGUCACCUAGCACAAUAACUCCCACGCAGUUACUAACUAUAUUAAGGGAGGUAAAGAUUCAUCUACCCCCUAGGUUCAAGUUAGCAGGUGACCCUGAAAACGAGUUAUGGGAUUUCUAUAGGACUCUUAAAUGUACCACAUUACUUUAUGACAACAAGAUAGUCGUAGUUGUCUCUCUCCCUCUUUUAGAUUUAGAUGGUCAUGUUGAGAUAUAUCAAGCACAUAACCUACCUGUUCCUAUCCUGGCCAAUGAAAUUGACAACCCUGCCAAUAGUCUCCAUAAUUUGAUAGCUAAAUACAAGUUAGAGGCUAGUUUAAUAGCAGUUAAUACCAAGCGCACCAAGUACAUGUUGCUGAAAGACACAGAAAAACAUGGGUGCACUGCGAGUUUGGUCGGUUAUUGUCAAAUUCAAAGUCCUGCAUAUCCCAUAAAUUUCAGUCAGUUAUGUAUAGUCUCUCUCUUUAUGAAAAAUGAACAGAAAGUAAAAAAGUUCUGUAGAACAGAAGUAAUGCCUCAGACUAUUUUACCUUUGGCUGAAUAUCUGACUACUGGGCAGUGGGUCAUAGCAACGCGGGAAAGAUUAGAUUUCACCAUAGUUUGUGAAAGUGACGUCAGACGACCUAGCGCCCUAACAGCACGUCCUCCCUUAGGUGUAAUAAGGCUCGAAGAGUCAUGUUCAGCGUCGAAUGACUAUUUGACUCUGUUGCCCUAUUACCAAAAUGAGAGCAGAUAUAGUUUUGAGGACAAAUUUCUGAAACUGAUAAAUAGGCUGAAUGUAACGCAAAUGCUCUUGGUUGAACCCUUACAAAGAAAAACGUUUGAUCUCAAAAAGGCUAGAUUACCAAAGAAACUAAGAUAUCUCGAUAAAAUUCCAAUGGAUCACUUAAUUGAACAAUUAGAGUCAAUGGGUACGAUUGAGGAAAUGGAGACUGGGAACUACUUAUGGACCUUUGUUAUGGUGGCAUUAUCAGUUACAUUGAUAAUAGUGUUGGUUACUGUCUAUUCAAAAUUUAUCAAACCCUGGCUUGCCAAAAGAAUUAGGAGGGGAAAACACACCCAUGUUGCUUCCGGGUUCGAGUUGGUGCCUGUUGAAACGGAAGGUGCGGUUACCACCGACAGGGAGCGGAUAGCCUCUGCACCACUCGUGCCUGGAAGGGUGGACGGAACGGGAACCACAACGGUAGUGCGACAACUCUACCCAAGUCUGGACGUGACUGGAUAAUCACCACCCAGGAACGACGGCGGCAACGUGAUCCAGACUGUGUUGUGUCCCGACGGGAUGUCCAAGGACUAACUCGUGAACGACCAAGUUCGAUUAAAUUCCCCAGUGUGUUGAAACUGUGGGAAUGUGAGUGAACUGUGUAAAUAUUUACCAACCCUUUCAAGGAAACUAUAAUUUUCCAUUUGUGUACUAUGGUGGACUGUAGCAACAAUAUACGGCUGAAACACAACGCAAGGACUAUAUAACAGUACAAGGAAAAUGAAAUUUUUCCUGCGAAAAAUUUCAAAGUAAAGAGGGGCGAAUGUAACACAAUAAGCAGCA
Haliotis rubra (blacklip abalone) is the source of this 3088-nucleotide messenger RNA. RefSeq lists its product as uncharacterized. The transcript has 2 exons. Bases 791 to 2767 code for a protein of 658 amino acids. NCBI's taxonomy places the organism in Eukaryota, Metazoa, Mollusca, Gastropoda, Lepetellida, Haliotidae. The record is from RefSeq and is a predicted model, not a curated record.